Messenger RNA from Brassica oleracea var. oleracea, 1950 nucleotides. RefSeq lists its product as uncharacterized. The transcript has 9 exons. Bases 123 to 1754 code for a protein of 543 amino acids. The record is from RefSeq and is a predicted model, not a curated record. NCBI's taxonomy places the organism in Eukaryota, Viridiplantae, Streptophyta, Magnoliopsida, Brassicales, Brassicaceae.
UCUUUUCCUUCGUAAUAAUUACGAGAAAAGCAAACUGACUUGUUCUUCUUGUGCUAUCUGCUUCGUUCGUCUCUGGAAACCACACAAUAUAAUCGAGGAAAUUGAAUCAGCUUACUUCAUUGAUGGGCUUCACUUCUGUUUAUCGAUCUCUUACGCAGAUAUUUCCUCAGGUUGAUGCACGAAUGUUGAGGGCUGUUGCAAUUGAACAUCCCAAGGAUCCUGAUGAGGCUGCUUCUGUGGUUCUCUCCGAGAUUCUUCCCUCCUUGCCCACUGAUUCUACUCAAUCUCGGACCAAGUCUUCUCCAAUAGAACGUGAUUUGGAAGAUGCUGUUUCCAAGUACAACCACGACGCUUUGCUUGUAGCUUCUUCUUCAGAAACUAUCCCCUUGGUUACUGGUCGUCGUGUCCACGAUACCAUUGCUCCAAGUGCGCUACCAAAUGUUGGUCCUGGUGUUGUUUGCCACAAAGAUGUCGGAAGUGAGGAGCAAGUCCAGUCUUUAGGAAAAGCUCCAGGACAAGAGCUUGGCAACUAUGAUUUCUUUGGAAAGUGUUUUGAUGUUCCGAGUCCGAUCCUCCCACCACCACAGAUUGACUUGUUGCACGUGACAGAGGAUCAUCUUGCCUCAGUUUUCCCACAAGACAACGCCGAAUCGACUAGAGAUUUUCGGCAAAAGCUUGGUUUUCAUAUGACUUGGAAUCAAGCAGAAGAUUCAAUCACUAGCAUUGGUUCACUGAACGCUGCAGAGAAGGGAUCAUGUUUUGAAGUGGGGAAGGGUUCAGUGGCCAGUGAAAACGGUGACACUGAAUCAAAAAGUUCAGUGACAAGUGUAAAUGGAGAUACUGAAGUAGGUGGUGCAUUUAGCUCAUCAACUCAUGGAUGCAGUGUUGAUCACCUUGAAGAGAUUAUCGAAGACGCCAAAACUAACAAGAAAACCUUGCUAGCUGUGAUGGACUCGGUCACGAAUCUGAUGAAAGAAGUUGAACUUGAAGAGAAGGAUGCGGAGAAGUCAGAGUCAGAAGCUGCUAGGGGAGGUUUGGAUACUCUUGAAAAGGUUGAGGAGUUCAAGAACAUGCUGAAACAUGCCAAGGAAGCCAAUGACAUUAAUGCUGGAGAAGUGUAUGGAGAGAAGUCAAUUUUAGCAACAGAAGCAAAAGAGCUUGAAAACCGAUUGCUCAACUUAUCAGAAGAACGAAACAAAUCUCUUGCUGUCCUUGAUGAGAUGCGUGAAACUCUUGAGAUAAGGCUAGCGGCAGCAUUGGAGAUGAAAAAGGCUGCUGAGCAAGAAAAGAAAGCAAAAGAAGACUCUACACUUAAGGCACUUGCUGAACAAGAAGCCAUCAUGGAGAAAGUAGUCGAAGAAUCAAAGCUUCUUCAGCAAGAGGCAGAGCAAAACUCCAAGCUUCUCGAGUUUCUUAUGGAUCGUGGUCAGGUCGUUGAUUCCUUACAAGGAGAAAUCUCUGUCAUAUGUCAAGAUGUGAAGCUGCUGAAAGAAAAAUUUGACAACCGAGUGUCAAUACCAAAAAAGGCAGGCACCUCAAGCCUGACUAGUUCAUGCGGAUCAUCGGUGAGGAGCUUGGUGCUUGAGACUCCUGCUGAGCCGUUGAAUGGAAUGCUUAAAACCUCCUCUAGCAAGAACAAGAGCCCAGAAGAAGAAGACGAAGAAGCAUCUUCCACCAUGGACAAAUUGAAAAAUGAUUGUAGAGAGCUUCUUGAAGAUGGUUGGGACAUCUUUGACAAGGAUAUUGAACUUUAAGGUGGGGUUGGUGGCUUGGUGCUGAAGUAAUGUACAUAUAGGGUUCGUAUUGAUAUAGAAAACGCUAUCACUUGAAGAAUAAAAUGGAUUUGCGACCAUAUUUGGAUCAAGGAUUUUAUAAGAGCUAUGGAUUCUCUGUGUGAUUGAAACUCGAACCAGAUCAUUUAUGAGCUGUUGUAUAUAGUUUUUCUCAGUA